Molecule: messenger RNA, 1005 nt
Organism: Symbiodinium sp. CCMP2456
Lineage: Eukaryota; Dinophyceae; Suessiales; Symbiodiniaceae
Source: the annotation of a GenBank genome assembly
AUGGCCGAGACUGCGACGGCGCCUACUGAGACUCUGAAGAUCAGCGAUGGCACCACCAUGCAGAUCGCAAGACUCCCGGACAUUGACGACAACACCUGGGCAGAGGUGAAGGCCUAUGUGGAAGGCAAUCCGGAGACCGCAAAGGCCUUGCAGAGCUUCGCCAAAAACCCGGAAGCCAUGCGAGGCUGGUUGCAGACUCAGGCCAUCGCCGAGCACUACAACACGAAGCUCUCGAACGGCGACGCCCCCGUGGCGGACCGCGUGAAGUCCCUGGAGAAGGACCCUGAGCUGGCCAGCGUCUUUGAGGACAUCAAGAAGAACGGCAUGGAGGCUGCCAUGAAGUACUACCAGGACGAGGAGUUGAUGCUGAAAAUAAGUCAGAAGAUGGGCGGUCUUCCGUCAGAGCUGCAGCCGGUCCUGAAGAAGAUUGACGAGACCGCGCUGACCCUGCAUGAGGCGGCCAAGAACGGAGAUUUGAAGGCUGUGCAGGACUUCCUGGACAAGAAGAAGCCGCUCGACUCCCAGGACCACAAGGGCAUCACCGCUCUUGGCUACGCGAUUGGAGCCAACCGGAUAGCUGUUGUGAAGCUUCUUUUGGACAGCCGUGCCAAUCCUUAUGCAGUGGACAGCUCUGGCAACAGCGGCCUGCACUACGCAGCUGGCUACGGACGCAAGGAGCUGCUGGAGUACCUCCUCAAAGUUGGAGCCAAUGUCUCCCAGCCCAACUCCCAGGGCCAAACGCCGCUGGCCGUCGCAACCCAGAAUCGCCAGGAGAGCUGCAUCCAGAUCCUCCAGGCCCGGUAUGUGCUUAUGCACACCCGCGCACGUGGCACAUGGGCAUAUUUAUCUGUCCGAAGAAUGAUCAACCUUCGGUACGCAUGCAUCGAUGUUGGUGUAUGUGCAUGCUGUGUGCAUGCAUCGACCUGCGUAUGCAGCUGUACAUGUACAUGUGCAGGCGUAGAUGUACAAAUGCACACAGGUAGUACCAGUAAUAAGAUCCGGUAA